AUGUCGGAGAAGCGGGCGGCCGAGGCCGCCUCUAAGGAAGAAGCCGUGUCGGCGGGCGGGGAGAAGGCGGAGAUGCUUGCAAGCGUGAAGAGCGCCGAGUCGGCGGACAAUAUCCAUGCGCUGGAGACCCACCUGGAUGCUACCGAGGAUGACUUGCGCGAGGCCAAAGAGAUGGCAGCGUCGAUGACUCUGGAGAAUGUUAUUGCGAUGAUGAAGAAUGUGGUUGCCAUUCACGACGGGGACCCCAACUUUCCCCACGUGACUCUUGAGAAGAUUAAAGAGUUUCUCGCCAACGACGAUAUACCGAUACACCCCGAAAAGCACGCUGCCAUUAUCCAAGAGCUCAAGAUAGAGGCGGCACUCAUCACCAACAACUCGCCCUACGCCGAGGUCCGAGGCGUCGUCUCCAACCAUGACGACCCGACCACGCCCGUGUCCACGAUCCGCGCCUGGACCAUCGGCGUGCUCUUCUCCGUGCUCCUCGCCUUUAUCAACCAGCUCUUCAGCAUCCGCCUGCCCUACAUCCGCUUCGACACCAACAUCGCCCAGCUGCUCGCCUACCCGCUCGGCAAGGCCUGGGAGCGCUGGAUGCCGCGCGUGUCCGUUAAGAUCCCGUUCGUCUCCCAGCCCGUGCCACUGAACCCGGGACGGUUCAACAAGAAAGAGCACAUGCUCAUCGCCAUCAUGGCCAACACCUCAAAGAGCCUGCCAUACACGGCGUACAUUGUCUGGGUCCAGGUGCUGCCGCAGUACUUUGACCAGCAGUACGCGCGCUCCUUCGCCUACGUCCUGCUUAACGCGCUUGGCACAAACUUCAUCGGGUACGGGCUGGCAGGGCUUACGAGGCGCUUCCUGGUGUACCCGAGCUACUGCGUGUGGCCGACGAGCCUAGUGACGAUUGCGCUGAACAGUUCGCUGCACGACGAGGACUCGACGUCGGUGCUGGGGCCGUGGCGGCGUACUUGGAGUAUGACGCGGUAUAAGUUCUUCUUGAUUACGUUCUCUGGCAUGUUCCUGUACUUCUGGCUGCCGAAUUACCUCUUCACCGUCCUGUCGUAUUUUAGCUGGAUUACGUGGAUUGCGCCGAACCAUCGCGACCUCAACAUCGUGGCCGGCUUCAACAACGGCCUGGGCUUCAACCCGCUGCCGACGUUUGACUGGAACGUCGUCGCCAGUGUCAUCGACCCGCUUAUGGUCCCCUCGUUUUCCACCUUCAACACCGCGGCCGGCAUGUUCCUGUCCGGCCUCAUCGCCCUCGGCAUAUGGUACACCAACAGCUGGAACACGGGUUACCUACCCAUUAUUACCAACCGGACUUUUGACCACUUUGGCAAGCUUUACAACGUAUCGCGCGCCAUUGACGAACGCGGUUUCUAUAACCACGACGCCUAUAUGGACUACUCGGCGCCCUACAUCGGCGCCGCUAACGCCAUGGUCUACGGCUUCUUCUUCGCCGUGUAUUCGGCAGUGGUCGUGCACGUCGCGCUGUACCACCGUUACGAGAUGGUCACCGGCUUCCGGAGCCUGAUCCGCGGGUUCCGCAUGAAGAAGGGUGCGGCGGACGGCACGGCCAAGAGGGAGUACGAGGACGUGCACAACCGUCUCAUGGCGGCGUAUCCCGAAGUCUCGGAGUGGUGGUACUUUGGCACCCUGGUCAUCUCUGUCGUCCUCGGCGUCCUCGGCAUCGCACUGUGGCCGACAUUUACCUCGCCCGCCGUUGUGCUAUACGGCAUUCUUCUGUGCAUCAUCUUUGUAAUUCCGAUCGGUGUAGUUGCUGCGAUGACGGGCAUUGAGAUUACGCUUAACGUCCUGGCCGAGUUUAUCGGCGGCAUGAUUGUCGAGGGCAACGCCUUGGCCAUGAACUUUUUCAAGUCAUAUGGCUACGUCACCUGCGCCCAAGCCCUCUCCUUUGCCAACGACCUCAAGGUUGCGCACUACCUCAAGCUUCCUCCUCGCGUCACCUUUUCCGGACAAAUGGUCGCCACCCUGAUCUCGACUUUUGUCUGCUCCGGCGUGCUCAAGUUCCAGAUGGACAUCAAGGACGUCUGCACGCCCGACGCCCCGAUGCGCUUCUACUGCCCCGGCCCCAACACCUUCUUCACCGCGUCGCUGCUCUGGGGCACAGUCGGCCCGCUCAAGGUCUUCGGCAUCAACGGCCAGUACAAGUGGCUACUGCUGGGCUUCCCGCUCGGCAUCCUCGUCGUCGUCUUCUUCUGGGCGCUGCGCCUGAAGUUCCCGCACUCGCGCGCGCUGCGCCAGGUGCACAUCAUCCCGGUCCUCUACGGCGGCAUCAUCUGGACGCCCCUGAGCUUCUCGUACGUCUGGGGUGCCGUGCCCUUUGCCUGGGUGUCCUGGAUCUACAUCCGCGGCCGCUAUCUCGCCUUUUGGUCCAAGUAUAACUUUGUCCUCUCGGCUUCCUUCUCCGCCGGCGUCGCCAUUUCCGCCCUCGUCAUGCUCUUCACCGUCCAGUGGAUGGGCGUCACCGUUGACUGGUGGGGGAACAGCCAGGCCGCCGUCGGCUGCGAGGCCAAGGCAUGCGUGCUCAAGACGCUCGCACCGGGCGAGCGCUUCUUUCCCUGGUGGGAUGCGUCCAAGGUGCCCGCGCCGUAG
Molecule: messenger RNA, 2610 nt
Organism: Cordyceps fumosorosea ARSEF 2679
Lineage: Eukaryota; Fungi; Ascomycota; Sordariomycetes; Hypocreales; Cordycipitaceae
Product: Tetrapeptide transporter, OPT1/isp4
Exons: 12
Coding region: 1-2610 (869 amino acids)
Biological process (GO): transmembrane transport
Molecular function (GO): oligopeptide transmembrane transporter activity
Source: RefSeq, a predicted model, not a curated record